GGUGAAGGGCACCGAGGCUGUAGAUGCAGCUGAGCCGAGCGUGGCUGCCUGUUGCAGAGACCGAUGGCAGGAGGACGACCCAAACCGUGAGCAUAUCGAGCCCUCCUGGCUCCCCCGAGCGCAGCGCAGCCACCCCGAUGGCGUCCGCUACUGCCGUGCCUGUAGGAUUUCACUAUGAAACCAAAUACGUAGUGCUCAGCUACCUGGGCCUUCUAGCACAGGAGAAGCCACAGGAGCAUCCUCCUCCUCCUCCUCCAACUCAAGGGACUCAACAACAGCUUAUGGCACAACAUGCUCUGGAGAAAGAGGCUUUGGAGAAGAUUAAAAUAGAAAUCGAGGAGGAGCUAAAACGUCUUGAUGAAGAAAUCUUGGAAGCAUUUACCACUACAGGCUUUGACUGCCACACUUCCCCAGUGUUCAGCCCUGCCAACCCAGAGAGCUCCAUAGAAGAUUGCCUGGCUCAUCUGGGGGAGAAAGUGUCCCAGGAACUGAAGGAACAUCUGCACAAAGCACUGCAGACCUUGCUUAGCAAGCCGGUGACGUAUCAGGAGUAUCGGGAGCGCACGCACGAGGCAGCUGCUCAUGCCAGUGGGUGGAACAAGGUCUUGGUGCCCCUGGUUCUGUUACAACAAUUUCUGAUGGAGCUGACCAGAAGGGGCCAGGAACCACUGAGUGCUCUUGUGAACUUUGGGGUGACAUAUCUAGAAGAUUAUUCUGCAGAUUAUAUCAUUGAACAAGGAGGAUGGGGAACAGUCUUCACUUUGGAAUCUGAAGAGGAAGAGUAUCCCGGGCUGAUUGCAGAGGACAGCAAUGACAUCUACAUCCUGACCAGUGACAACUCAGGGCAGGUGAGCCCCCCGGAGUCCCCCACGGUGACCACGUCGUGGCAGUCGGAGGGCCUGCCCGUGUCCCUGUCAGCCAGUCAGAGCUGGCACACGGAGAGCCUGCCAGUGUCCCUGGGACCUGAGUCCUGGCAGCAGGUGGCCAUGGAUCCCGAAGAGGUCAAAAGCCUGGACAGCAACGGAGGGGCUGAAGAGAGGAGUGAGAACAACUCUUCCAACUCUGACAUUGUUCACGUGGAGAAGGAAGAGAUACCAGAGGGGAUUGAGGAAGCAGUGGUGCCAGCUGGUGCUGUAGAGACCAUACAGGCAGCCUUUCCAGAAACCUCUGCUUCUUUACAGGAAAUAAAACCUCCUGAAAUUGCUGCUGCUGAAAAAGCACAUCCCUCUGCACUUCUGCGUACAAAACAGGAGGAAAAGGGAAAAGCAGCUGAAGAGCUUGUUGAACCUGAAAUCCCCGUGUUAAGUAAACCUGUCCCAAAGUUAGCCCCAUCAGAAGAAAAGGCUGCACCAGAACCUGAGAAAAUAGUGCUUCCAGGGGAAAAAAAAGCAGGGAAAGAGGGCCAUUUGGAAGAAAUAGAAGAGAAGUCCUCGGCUGCAGAGGAGAAGCCUAUCCUGUUGCCAGAAGGGAAAUCCAUACUGCUGUACGGCGGGGCUGCCGCGGUCGCUAUAUUGGCCGUGGCAGUCGGAGUAGCGCUGGCGCUUAGGAAAAAGUAACGGAGCUCUCUGAGGAGGAGGGAGGAGAGAAGAGAGCACAUCCAAUUUUUGUAGUUGUGUUACCUAAAGGUUGAGCUGCCUGCUGUUUAAUUGGACAUUUGAGUAACUCAGUGGUGAUGAGGUGAGGUUGUUCAAUAAGCCUCCAGCUACGGACAAUCAUGUUUUUAGUAGAAUCGGGGCGGGGACUGGUUUUUCGUGAUUAAAGUACGGGGGUAUUUUUAAAAAAAAAAAACAAAAAAAUCUGCAAAUUUAAGAACUUAAAGUGCAGGUGCUGAAGAAAGGGGUGCUCAUACUCUAGGAACUGGAACAAAAAAUCCCCAGGGGAAGGGGAGAGCCAGCUGCUGCCAGCCCCUGGAGAUUUUGGCUUCUCAGAUUGACCGCUAUUGCAGCUGUGCUGUCUUGUCAUUUCCCGUUGUGCCCCCGAGCUCCUCCUAACCAACAUUAGCAACCUGAGUCCUGUAGCGAGAGGCUGGUGUCCCUUUUGUCUCAGCUUCCUCUCAGGUACAGCACUGCUCCUCAUAACCUUCCAGGUUCCUCCUAAGCCCCAGUGGGACAGUGCUUAUUCUUACCUCUUGGCUCACACUGGUUUUGGCCCCUAACGUUUACUGGAGCCCCAUCCUGUGAAGAUGCUGCCUCUCUCUAGCUGUAUUAUCUCUGAGCAUCCUGGUGUUGCUGGGGCAGAGGUGCUGCCCAGGAGGGUGGGAGGGACACUGCUGUUUGCUGGUUUGAGAAUCCAUUUGCUCUGCUCCUGCCCAGCCCACUUUACUGCAAACCCUUCAGUUACCAGAGGUACGAAAUUGAUGCUGGACACGGUGCCCUUGGGAUCGCUACUCUGAUAUCUGGGGUAUAUUCAGCAAAAAUACAGCAAACCCGUGUGGAAGCAAGGCCAGUGCCUCAAGUGCAAUUCAGAUAUUAAAUGCUCUGCUGUCCUGUGUCACGCUGCAGUCUGCAUUGUCUUUCCCAAGUUAAGCACAGAGUGUAUUUAGUCCUAACUUGGUCUUGCCUGUGACAGCAUCCCAGAUAUAUAAAGCAAUGGAUUCUAGUAACUGAGCAAAAGAGCAUUAAACAUCUCUAUCUGCUUGUUCCUGACCUGGCCCAGAGUGCUGUUCAGUGUGACUUCUGCAACUGUGAAUCUGUAAUUACCUCAACUUACAGGUUCACAAAUCAUGAGCAAUUAACUUUGGCAAAAAAAGGAAAUCCCCCUUCCUGCAGUCACAGCACUUGAGGUGUGUGUGGAGAGAAGCCUUUCAGGUAUUGCCCUGCUCCUUAGUGGGAUCCAGCUGCAAGUGUUCCUCCUUCAGCACAUUGCCUGUCCUUGUCCAGCUGCAGCUCCGUGGGCAACACCUUGGGCUUCCCAGGCAGAACUGAUGGAUCUCUGAGGGUUGGUGCUGGCACUGUGGCUUAGACCAGAUGGAGGAAGGUGAAAGGGAACUUGUGAUAAUGUAAAAAACAAAACAUGAGCUUAUGGGGAAGUCUUUGCAAAGCACAAAGACAAGGUACUUUUAUUUCUAAAUAACCAUAUCCUGAUGAGCCUGUUUCUUAAGGGAUCUCAGAAUGAAGAGAUCUUCGCAUAUUCUCUAUCUUAGGAUAUUCUUGCUGUAUUUUCCUAUCCCAGGAUGCUGGAAAGUUAGUCAGAAUGUAUCAGAUUCUGAGGAAUUAUUUUUGUGUAAGCUUUUGUGAAAUGGAUUUUCUAGAAAACUUACUGGAUUUUGAACUGUGUGUGUGUGAAGUUGACUAUUAAGAGGAAGGGUUGUGUGUAUACUGCAGCUGUGGACUGAACUUGGAGCUCUGGAGUUCUGGACUGUACUGUUGAUCAUUGAUUGCUCUUCUUCCAUGUAUAAAACAUAGCAAGUUGGCCUUAUCAGAAAAAAGAACCCCAAAUCUUUUAUCGCAUUUCAAAAUGGAAUUGACUCUUUUUUUUUGCCAUUUUCUGGUGCCCUGCUGGUACUUAUUGCUGUGCUGUGUCCCAGAAGGGGUCAUUGGGACCUCCUCAUCCCACAGGGGCUCUCUGGUGUCUGCCUCCCCACCAGGGCAGUUCCCCUCCUGGCCCCUUGCAGGAGCUUCCCUACGUGGAGGAGAGGUCUCUUCAUCUCCAUCUGUCAUGGACAUGCAGGAACAGUUUUGUUUCAUUUCACGUGUCCUGUUUAUUGUGAGUAGUACACUCCCUGAGGUGGCAAGGGCAGCUUUAUUUAUUGCUUGGUCAGUUGGAGCAGGGCUGCCCCUCUCUGUGCUUUGCUGAAGGCUUUGGGUUCCUCUCUGGGCACAAACUGUUCUUCCUGAAGGCAAUGAAGCUGCUUUUGGUACAGCCCCACCUCUGGGCACCCAGCAGGUUACUCUGAGGCAGAGAUGGAGUCUGAGGACACUCUGGAUAAUUUGUGUACCAGUGGGGGAGGGUGGAGCUGGUGUGAUUCAUCUUCUCUGUGGAUAGGGUUGUUUCAGUAGUAGUGUGGAGAUGGGUAGAGGACAAACAAGAAUAAAUCCAAGCUGGCAAGGGAAGAAGUUAAAAACUUUCUGCCACAAGGAGCCCAGUGGGGCAUGAAAUAAAAAGCAUCCAUGCACAGCAGUGAGAAGGUGGCAGCAGUGGUAAGGAAAAGAAGUGACUGUGUCAGGCAUUUCCGUGGUCAGGCAGAAGCCUUGAGUACCUGUGUGUUGCUGCAUUUCAUGGAGCAUCAGUUGCACUGUGUUUUGGUUACUUGGUCCUUUGUUUAUAAUGUUCUUUUCCUUCUGGGGUCUUUUAGAUUUGGCAAAUCAGUGAGAAUUUGAACUGACCACAUGUUCAAAAAAUUUAUUGCAUGAGUCUCUUUCCUCUGGGAGCACUCCACUAGUUAAAAAGGUCAGCUGUGGGGUAGAAUUCUGCAGAGUUUGGAGUCCUGUGGUCAGAGCUGGGCCAGGCCUUGUGGAAGGCACCAAAGGGGGGUAAGCUCAGAUGGCAGUGUUCCUACAGACCUGAGUGAGAGGCUGCUCUGUUAAGAGGUGAGAAUUAGAAAAUGGAAGUUUUCUUCCCCCAUCUUCAAGUAUAUUACAGUAACCUUAAACUGCAGGCUCCAGUUACCCUGGAAGGUGUGAUGCAGCCUCUCCUUAGUGGAUCUCUCCUAGCUGGCAGAGGGGAAGCAGGAGCUAUACACUUGCAAAAGGGCAUAUAGAAUUACUUCCACUUGUGUUGCUCAUCCCCUUCUCAGAAGUGCCUCAAUAUCUGUCCUCUAGUGGCCUGUACUUUAACAAAAUAUCUACCUUAGACCCAUUCUGUCUUCACUUUAUCCUUAGCAUACCCUAAAGCUGAGAUGCUAAAACAGCAGAGGGCUGGAUCUGUGAAAAAAGUGGGAAAUACUUAAGGAACUGCAGUGGGCAGCAUGCUCAAUAAGGAGCUGUCAAGGGAAAGACUUUCAAGGUAAGGUGCAACUUAAUUCAGCUGUGCUUAAUUCUAAGCUCUGCUUAGCUGGGCAUUGUGGGAGCUGGGCAAGGACCUUCUUCAGCUGGCACUGCAGGAACAAGAGGCUGAGAGCAAAGACAGAAUUCCUGUGUUGCCCAAAAGCCCAGAGUGCAGAUGAGGGCCCUGUCCCAGCCAGCUGCAGCUCCUGUGUGCUGGGUGGAGCCUGCUGGGCUCCUGAGGCCCCUGAGCUGUGGGGCAAGUCAGCACUGCAGGAAUCCAUCCUUGCUGUUUGUGAGGGCUUCGUUUUUCACUCUGGCUGUGCUCAGGCAGCUGCAGCUCAAGUGCCAGGUGGAAGCUGCAGUGCUGAGUGCUCUUACACAGGACAAGUUUUGCUGCCAGAAUCCCAUUUCCUUCCUUUCCCCUGAUCACAGCUAGGCUAAAAUGCUGGACUGGAUUUUUAAAUUAAUCAAUGCUUUCUAGUGGUCACAAAUGAAAAGUUUAAUUAGUACUAAACAAGCAAGCUGCUGAAGUUUGGUCUUCUUUCAUCGUAAUGAUUGUAGAAGAUAAAAUAAUCUGAGGUUAUAAACCUUCCCUAUAUUCAGUGUCAGUUACAGGGUUAUGGCAGUACUGGCAAAGCCCUAGUAAAGUAGAUUAUUGCUGUUCUGGGAAAAACUAGAAAUGCUUCUGGCUCUGCAGUCACUAAGCCAGAGCAAGUUCCUGUUAGAGUUUCAGAGUGUAAUUACUACAAUCUUUUGUUGUGAAAUGGGGGACUGGGUGGAGAGGUGCACGUGGCUGGCCUAGGUGUGAUGCCUACAGGCAGCAGAAAGCCCAGGGCUUCAGUAGAAUGUCAUAUUUUGAGCUUUGUGUCUGCUCUUGUUGGAGCACAAUGGGAGAAAGUAUUUCCAUUGAUGGUCUGGAUGAUGACAUUGAGUUUAACAUCAGCAGAUUUGCAGAGGACACCAAGUUGGGUGCAAGUGUUUGUCUGCUGGAGGGGAGGAGAGCUCUGGGAGGGACCUGCACAGGCUGGAUCCAUAAGCUGAGUUCAGUGAUAGGAGGUUCAACAAAACCAAGUGCCAGGUCCUGCACUUUGGGCACAACCCCUGCAGUGCUGCAGGCUGGGGACAGAGUGGCUGGACAGUGGCCAGGCAGGAAGGGACCUGGGUUGUGACUGACAGCAGCUGAACAUGAGCCAGCAGAGUGCCCAGGUGGGCAGGAAGGCCAAUGAUGGCUCCUGGCCUGGCUCAGGAAUGGUGUGGGCAGGAGCAGGGCAGUGAUUCUGCCCCUGCCCUCAGCACUGGUGUGGGCACAGCUCCAGUGCUGUGCCCAGCCCUGGCCCCUCAGCUCAGGAGCGAUGCUGAGGGGCUGGAGUGAGUCCAGAGAAGGGCAGCGAGGCUGGUGAGGGGUCUGGAACACAAAUCCUGCAAGGAGCAGCUGAGGGAGCUGGGAGUGCUCAGCCUGGAGAGGAGGAGGCUCAGGACAGACCUUGUCACUCCACAGGUACCUGAAAGGAGGGAGGAGCCAGGUGGGGUCAGGCUCUUCUCCAAGGCAACAGCAGCAGGACAGGAUGACACAGCCUUAAGCUGUGCCAGGGGAGGUUUAGUUUGGACAUUGGGAAGUUCUUCACAGAAAGGGUGAUUGGACAUUGGAAUGGGCUGCAGGGAGCUGGUAGAGUCACUGUCCCUGGAGGUGUUUCAGUAAAGACUGGAUGUGGCACUCAGUGCCAUGGUCUGGUUGGCAAGGUGGUGUUUGGUCAUGGACUGGAGUCAAUCUCAAAGGUCUUUUCCAAACCAGGUGAUUCUGUGAAACAUGGAGGGGUGUGAGGCACAAUAUCUGCUCUACCUAAUGAGGGCAAAAGCUCUGCCUUGGACUGCUUAAUUUCAGCAUCAGGAAGGUUGCAGGAACAGUAUUAUUUUGACUUAAUGGAUGUACCUGUGCUUAAGAGUGCAAGCUCUGUAUUGCCAUAACAAAACAAAAAAAAAUGGAAGGGGGCUGUUUAUAAAAUUUAAGCUAGCACUACUUGACUCAGGUGGAGAAGCUCUCAGGCCCAGAGGAAGCAGGGACUGCAGGGCCAGGUCUAGGCAACAGAAUUCAGUUUGUGUCUGGUACCUCACCAGGACUUGGCUUGGAAGGGUCAGUAGUGUUAAGUCCAGAGGAACCACAACACAUCACUCAGCUCCACCUGGUUAAGUUAAAUAAUUUUAUCACUUUUUUUUUUUUUUUUCUACUUAGAGCUGACCAUCUCUCAGUCUCUUGGGCAGGCUGACUUGCUUCCUCCAAGCUAGAGGUCUGUGGUGAUGCUGUAGAAGUGGGGGAACUCCUGUUGGCUUCCAGUGGAAGCUGCUUUUGAUCUCCCUGCAGUAUCUGCAGGGCAGGCAAGGGACACUAUCAAUGUGGACACAACAAACUGCAGAGGAUGCAUCUUACUGCUGUACCUUUAGGGGCUUUGCCCUCAGUUUUAACUUGCAGGAUAAGCUUUUAUUCAACUGUAAACCUAAAAACCCACUCAGACCAAAAGAAUGCCACUUGAUUUGUUAAGUAGUAAAGACUAAUGGGACUGACUCUGAAGCUGCAGGUUAGGGGAUCUCUUCUGCUGGGUGCAAGCAAAUAGUGACAGACUUGCAGGGCUUUUGGAUUCUGUUCUCAAGAGGCCUGCCUGGGGGAAGAGACCCUGACUGGUCCUCAGGUCACCCAUUAUCCCAGGAACUCGUCACACUGCUGUUCCUUCCAAGUGCAAGUGCAGCCCUCGGGGGAAAACUGUCGAAAGCUUCUUGUGCCAUUUGGUUAAUAAAAGUGUUUCCACCUUGACAAGAAAGUUCUUUACAGCUUCAUCAUUCAAUAUUCAGUUCAAGUGAAGGGGUAUGUACAUUUUUCCCUCUGCUAAUGGGACACUGCUGUAAGACCAUGCUCCCAGGUUGCACUUUAAUAAAUGGUACAGUUUUCAGAAACAA
This is a messenger RNA of Melospiza melodia melodia, 7874 nucleotides long. It is a transcript of the gene BCL2L13, whose product is annotated as BCL2 like 13. Gene Ontology annotation, biological process: regulation of apoptotic process; apoptotic process. The record is from RefSeq and is a predicted model, not a curated record. Gene Ontology annotation, cellular component: mitochondrion; membrane. Lineage: Eukaryota; Metazoa; Chordata; Aves; Passeriformes; Passerellidae. The transcript is spliced from 7 exons. The coding region runs from base 24 to 1556 and encodes 510 amino acids.